Emiliania huxleyi CCMP1516 is the source of this 708-nucleotide messenger RNA. RefSeq lists its product as hypothetical. NCBI's taxonomy places the organism in Eukaryota, Haptophyta, Isochrysidales, Noelaerhabdaceae. The record is from RefSeq and is a predicted model, not a curated record. Bases 1 to 708 code for a protein of 235 amino acids. The transcript has 2 exons.
AUGGGGGUAUGCAGAUAUCGCGCCCAGCUCGAAUCUGUCACGUUCCUGUGGGUACCGAGCCACGCGGGGUGCGCUGGCAACGCCUACGCCGACGCAGCGGCGACUGCAUACAUGGGGGCCAGUGAGAUUGAGUAUGCCACCGCCGUCAUCCGUGGAGCAGGGAACGACGAGAGACACAAAUGGGACAAGCGCCAGCGGAUCAAGGAUCAGCACGGCGAGCGCGAGAUUGAAUUCGCCGACGUGGAUGAUCAUAACGUGGUGACAAAGACCGUCAUGGGAGCGCGUGUGCGGCAGCAGGCGGGGGUGCCACACGGAGCGCACCACGAGAGGAUUAUGCGGGGAGAGGCGGGGAGAGAGACCCCGGGCGCCGCCACAAGGAGCGAACUCAGGGGCUGCCUCGUCUGUAAGGCCGCGAGGGACGCGGCGAGGAGGGCGGCACUAAAGCGAGACCCGCUGUGUCCGAUCGUGCGGAAAGCCGCGCAGCAAUGGACCGAGGAAGAUGAGAACCCGCCUAGAGCGACGAUGGCGCACUUGCUUAGCGGCGCCUGCCUGGGGAAUAGGGAGCAGGCCAGAUGGUUCCUCAGAGUAGCGCGAGCGCAGACGGGGACGGCGAUCAGCAAAGUAGCCCAGGCGGCACCCGACUCCAAGGAUACGCUGAAGACGCUGAGGGAUAGCGCAUGUCGCUGCGCUGAAGGGCUCACGCUAUAG